Messenger RNA from Pseudogymnoascus verrucosus, 3724 nucleotides. RefSeq lists its product as uncharacterized. The transcript is spliced from 3 exons. The record is from RefSeq and is a predicted model, not a curated record. Lineage: Eukaryota; Fungi; Ascomycota; Leotiomycetes; Thelebolales; Thelebolaceae. Gene Ontology annotation, cellular component: endomembrane system; membrane. The coding region runs from base 244 to 2211 and encodes 655 amino acids.
UUAUAAUGCUUAUAUAUUAAAUAGCUGUUAUAGUUCUAAUAAAUGCAGUAAAUAAAAUUAUAUUUGAGAAAAUUGUUUACUGCUACUGUUUCUAAUUCCAAUCCCAGGCUAGCGAGGAUGAUGUUGUGAUGCAUCCACUAUUAUCGACUACAGUACCAAGCGACGAUCUCUGACGUCUCUUCAAGAGCCUCAUCAACGACAGUACUGUACAUACGAAGCUUCAUCCUUCAAACGCUUUUGAAGAUGGCUCCUCCAGCAGCUCCAGCUGCUGCCACAGCCGGUAGUACGAGCCGCGUGAGCCCAUUCAUCCAGUCUGCGGUUCAGGGAAUCGCGAUCUUUGUCGCCAUUCAAUUCGUCCUGGGGAAGUUAUCGGGACAAAAGCCUGCGACGACCAAAGAUGCUGCAGGAAACGUGAUACCGGGCAACACCGGCGUCAUUCCUCCGUAUACUGCGCGACCAGACAAGCUUGCGGAAGGGGCUUCAUACAAUCCGAUUCCGCAGCAGAUCGCGCCGAUAUGGGAAGAUAAUGUCGCGGUGGACCUCGUUAUUGUGGUAUCCCCGACAUUUGUGCAUGAGCCACUCUCCAGAGUACCGAAGGAGCGGGUGAUUGCAGAUGAGACCGCGUUCAAAAUUGGCGACUCCAGUGAUAAGAGGGUUAUUGACGCUGAGUUUGAUGUACCGAAGGAGGUUCAAAACAAUGGAACACUCUGGGGCCAUUAUUACAUUGGAAAGACCGGAAGCACGCUCGACCCCUCAGUCGCCGGCUAUGAUCCAGGAAACGCCUACCACUUCAUCCGUCCUCUCACACAAUAUAUCGCCAAGAAGAAGACCAAGAAGACCAAGAACCUUUUGACUGCGGCGGAUGAAACGGAAGAGAUUGAUGAGGAAGACACUAUCCAAGGUCCAAUCAUCAAAUCUUUCUAUCAUCCAAACUUUACCAUGUCGUUCGUCCCAAGCACAGGGGUUAUGUCGUACCCAAACAUGCAUCCUGCAGCUCGCCAGUUCACACACAUCGAGUCAACUGGAGCCCGCGACGCGACUGGACAGAACGGCUGGUAUUACCCUGUCUUCUUCGUCAACACAUUCUGGCAACUCCGUGCCCACAUGGAAGAGCUAAACUCGACCGUCACUCGUCUGCCAAUCCACAUUGACCUGAACAACCAGGCAAACUGGCUUUAUAGCAUCAUUGCAAGCGUCGAUGAAGGCCAGAAGGCGACUGCUAGGGCUGCUGCCAUGGGAGGGCCAUUGCCCCCUGGAGGAGGUGAUGGCUCCGAGUUCGAGAUGAUUAAGGAGGUUCUACUUGAUACCAACAUUUACCUGCUCGCCACGACUGUGAUAGUCAGCAUCUUCCACAUGCUAUUUGAAAUGCUCGCUUUCAAGAGCGAUAUUUCGCAUUUCCGCAACAAGAAGGAUAACGUCGGUAUUUCCGUCCGCGCCAUCCUCGGAAACGUGUUUAUGCAAGCUGUUAUCUUCUUGUACCUCCUCGAUAACAACGAGAACACCAGUUGGAUGAUUCUAGCUAGUCAAGGCAUGGGGAUCCUGCUUGAAUUCUGGAAGGUAACCAAGAUGGUCAACGUGCGCAUUCGCCCGAACCCAAAUUCCAUCAUCCCUUACCGCAUUGCUUUCGAAGACAAGCACAAGCUGUCCGAGACGGAAGAGAAGACAAAGGAAUACGAUGCCGUGGCAUUCAAGUAUCUCUAUGCCAUCGCGGUCCCGCUUCUCAUCGCCUAUGCUGCCUACUCUCUCAUCUACGAGACGCACAAGUCGUGGUACUCCUUCAUCAUCGCGACUCUCGUCGGUUCCGUCUACGCCUACGGCUUCCUGAUGAUGGUGCCCUCGCUGUACAUCAACUACCGCCUCAAGUCCGUCGCGCAUAUGCCAGCAAGGGCUAUGACGUACAAGUUCCUCAACACGUUCAUCGACGACCUUUUCGCGUUCACGAUUAAGAUGCCGAUGCUGCACCGCUUGGCGACGCUGCGUGACGAUGUUAUCUUCUUCGUGUACUUGUACCAGAGCUAUAAGUACAAGAUUGAUUACAAGCGCGUGAACGAGUUUGGACAAGGUGGUGAUGAUGAGGAGGUCGAGGAGAAGAUUGCCAACAAGCCGCUGACUACUCCUGCCGGCGGGGAUGCGAGUGUCAAGGUGGGAAAUGCCGGUGAGGUGAAGGCAUCGGGGAGCUCGAAGAAGGGAGGAGCAGCGAAGAGGAAGUAGUGAAAUUCUUCUAGUGAGUGGGAUCGAGUGGCAGGGUGUAAAAUUCCUAGAUGCAUACAUAAUGUCUAUAUACAGGAAGCGGCAGUAUUUUAUUGGAAGGUAUGUUUCAUAUGGUAUAUUAUUAAUGCUGUUAUAGCUACGCGAUGAGGGAAAUGCUAGCUCAGGUAGACAGAAAAUACAUAAAUCAAUACUCGGCCAAACCUGCAACUUUCUUGAGGCUUUUCCGGCGAAGAUCAUACCACGGUGCACCUCACAAGUAUAACCUUUUUAACCCCUGAUAUUUUAAGACAAGAAACGAAGAAUACAACAACCAGGCACAACCAUCCCAUAUCCUCCACACCAACACCCCAAAGUCCACCACACCACCCGAACUAGCGAAUAGAAACAUCAACAUGCCAGCGCGCACGUCCAGCGCAAGAGAAGACGCUUAUAAGUUCUUUGUGGGCUUGGUGACGCCAUCAAUGACCUCGUAUACCACACCCUUUGCAGCGGACGCGACAUCGAGGCGCUUCUCUGCUCCGGCCAUGGGUGGGACCUGAGUCCCAUCCGGGAAUUUGAAGUCCGCGGGCACCUUCCCAUCCUUGAGAGCUCCACCGCCGAGGACUUGGGCGAGCUGCAUCAGGGGGCCGGCUAAUGGCACGGAGUUUAUGGCGUCUGUAGUCUCGUCGCGCUUGCUUGAACCUGGGGGUUUCAACCCGCCGCCGAGGCCACCGGUAAGCAUUCCCAGUAGGCCACCUAGAACAUCGGCUCGGCGCUGGAGAGCUUGAGAUGGGGUUUCAAGACCGCUUGGCUUGAAGUCCUUGCUGUUCUCAAUGGCGUUGGUGACCUGGUCCAGUACAGCGGCUACUGUCCCUGUGCCGUCAAUGCCGCCGCGCUUCUCGGAUGGGGUCUUUGUGUUAUCUUGGGUCUUAUAGUUCUCUGCGUAGUCCUUGCUGUUUUUCAGGGCAUCGUUGAAAGGGCUGAGUAACUCCCCGACUGUCUUCGUGACGUCAAUGCCGUCGUUGCGCUUGCCAACUGGCUUCUUGAGGCCACCUGGGGUAAAGUCUUUGCUAUAGUCCUUCUUGAGGGCUUCGUUGACAGGGUCGAAAAUUUCACCUAAUGCCUUCGUGACAUCAAUGCUGUCGCGCUUGCCAAGUAGUUGUUUGGGGUUUACUUCGUUGCCCUGGCCGAGGACAACGUCCACGGCACUCUUCAGUGUUCCCGCGACAUCAGGGGCCUGGCGCUUGCCGCCUGGGAGCUUUGUGAGGCCGCCGGUGAGGCUCUCGACUGUGCUGGUCAACGUGUUGGUGAUAUCGGCGGGCGCCUCGCGCUUGCCACCAGUUGGGAGUUUUGUGAUGUCACCACCCGUGAUCUGGUUCAGUGCGUCGGUCAACGUCUUCGCGACAUCAGGAACCUGGCGCUUGCCGCCUGGGAGCUUUGUGAGGCCGCCGGUGAGACCUCCCAAUGUGGUGGUCAAUGUCUCUGCGAUAUCGGCACGCUUUCCACCUGGGAGCUUUGUGAGGCCGCCGGUGAG